This is a messenger RNA of Rhagoletis pomonella (apple maggot), 2147 nucleotides long. It is a transcript of the gene Mfe2, whose product is annotated as peroxisomal multifunctional enzyme type 2. The record is from RefSeq and is a predicted model, not a curated record. Lineage: Eukaryota; Metazoa; Arthropoda; Insecta; Diptera; Tephritidae. Gene Ontology annotation, molecular function: oxidoreductase activity.
CGAUAAACGUCAGACAUGGCAUUUCCAAAUAUGCAAACAGAGUUUUUGAUAGCCGAGCAAAGGUUAUAAGUAGAAUAGGUACGUGUUUUGGUAAGUUUGCAGUCACACAGUCCAUAGCGUAGUGGAAUUCAUCUUCUCUAGCUCAUAAAGUCAAGUCAACCAUUUGCAUAGUUUCAGCAAGAAUAAAGCCGAAAUCAACUUCAAGAAAUUAGUGACUAAAUACAGUCAAAGCUAAGGAAAAUGGCCGAACAAUUGCGCUAUGAUGGUCGAGUGGCGGUUGUAACUGGAGCCGGAGCCGGUCUAGGGCGUGAAUAUGCCUUGCUUUUUGGUUCCCGAGGUGCCAAAGUAGUGGUAAAUGAUUUGGGUGGCAGUUUCUAUGGCGAAGGCGCCUCCCAGCGCGCCGCAGAUGUUGUAGUUGAUGAGAUUCGUGCACAAGGAGGCACUGCUGUGGCCGAUUACAAUUCUGUAGUUGAUGGGGAAAAGGUAAUUGAAACUGCUAUCAAAAACUUCGGACGUGUCGACAUACUGGUUAAUAAUGCUGGCAUACUGCGCGACCGCAGCAUUGCUAAAACCUCUGACCAAGAUUGGGAUUUAGUGCAUGAUGUUCACUUGAAGGGCAGCUUCAAGUGCACACAAGCAGCCUGGUCGCAUAUGCGAAAGCAGAAUUAUGGCCGAAUCAUUAUGACCGCAUCGAAUUCGGGAAUUUAUGGUAACUUUGGUCAAGCGAACUACUCAGCUGCGAAAAUGGGUCUUGUUGGAUUGGCAAACACUGUGGCCAUUGAGGGAGAGAAAAACAAUAUUCAUUGCAAUGUUAUUAUUCCAACCGCGGCAAGCCGCAUGACCGAAGGUAUCCUUCCCGACAUACUUUUCAAUGAAUUGAAGCCACAUUUGAUUGCGCCUGUGGUAGCAUAUUUGUGUCAUGAAUCGUGUGAAGACAAUGGUUCGUAUAUUGAGAGUGCCGCUGGCUGGGCAACCAAACUGCAAAUUGUUCGUGGAAAGGGUAGCGUACUGCGUACUUCCAUCGAUGAAAAGGUCGUCUCGCCUGAAUACGUUAAAAGUGUUUGGUCAAAGGUCACGGACAUGAAAGAAGCCAAACACGUGGAUUCAAUCGGACAGGCAUCUGGAUAUCUUUUGGAAGUGCUCGAAAAUUUGAAAGAGGGAAAACUUGAUGGAGUUUCUGAUACAUUCAAAUACACUAACAAAGAUUUAAUUGUGUACGCCUUGGGUAUUGGCGCUACUGUAAAGGAUGGCAAUGACCUAAAAUUUUUAUACGAAAACCAUCCUGAGUUUUCAGCAAUCCCAUCAUAUUUUGUUCUGCCAGGCCUCUUGCUAAAUAUGACAUCACAUAUUGUAGCCGAUGCAUUACCCUCUGGUAAGGCUGACCUAACAAACGUUCUUCAUGGGGAGCAAUAUUUGGAAAUUUGUGAUGACCUUCCUAUAAGCGGCACCCUUACUACUACUGGAAAGGUAUUCGAUAUUAUGGACAAAGGAUCUGGCGCGGUUGUUGUUACAAAUAGCGACACGUAUGAUGAAAGUGGUCGUCUUUUGGUUAAAAAUCAAAGCUCUAUCUUCGUAGUGGGUGCUGGAAAAUUUGGAGGGAAGAAAUCACCUAUUGCUGGGGUCGUUCCUACUGUAGCCGCACCUAAACGAAAUCCUGAUGCUAUAAUACAAUACAAAACGUCCGAAGAUCAGGCCGCCUUGUACCGCCUAUCUGGCGAUUUGAAUCCUCUGCAUAUUGAUCCCAAUUUCUCUGCAAUUGCUGGAUUCAGCACACCCAUUUUACACGGUCUUUGCUCGUUAGGUUUCUCGGUUCGAGCGGUCUUAGCAAAGUAUGCAGACAACAAGUCGGAACUUUUAAAAGCUAUAAAAGCUAGGUUUUCAGCGCCAGUUAUACCAGGCCAAACACUAAGUGUGAGUAUGUGGAAAGAAGGCAAACGAGUUCUUUUUACUACAACAGUCGUGGAGACUGGAAAACUAGCAAUAACUGGGGGAUACGUAGAUCUGAAGGAUACUUCGGCCAAGCUAUAAAGCAACUAUCUAUAAAGGUCAAUGCGUAUAUAAAUAUUACAAUGUUUUUUGAGUAUUUUGUGGUUAUUAAGGUGUAUUUUCAUAUUAUUUCAAUUAAAAUAUUAUUUUCUACUGCCUAA